AUGCCAAGCUAUGCAAAAUUCAUGAAGGACAUCUUGGCAAAGAAGAGGAAGCUGGAGGAAUAUGAGACAGUAGCUCUCACCCAAGAAAGUAGUCAAUACUACCUCAACAAAUUACCACCAAAGCUAAAAGAUCCAGGGAGUUUUACUAUUCCUUGUACUAUUGGAGAAGCACGUCCAACUACUGUCACGUUGUUGAUGGCUGAUAGAUCAAUAACUCAUCCAGAAGGAAAAAUUGAAGAUGUUUUGGUAAGAGUGGAUAAGUUCAUUUUUCCCGCUGACUUUAUUGUUCUUGUCUUUGAAGCAGAUAGGGAAGUGCCCAUCAUUUUGGGAAGAGCAUUCUUAGCCACUGGACGAGCAUUAAUUGAUGUUGAAAAGGGAGACUUAACCAUGCGAGUAAAUGAUGAGCAAGUCACGUUCAACGUACUCAAAGCCAUGAAGUAUCAUGAACAGGUGGAAGAAUGUGCUAGCAUAGACACCCUUGACGCAGUUCUGCUACAGCAACUUAAGCAGCAAACAGAAGCAGACCCAUUGAAUGCUGCUAUAGCAGAGGAAUGUGCAGAAGAUGAAGAGGAAAUACAAGAGUGCCUUGCAUGGAUGAAUUUCCAACCAGUAAGGCCUUACAAAGAGAAACACUUUGAAUCUCUUGGAGAAAGAGCGAUAAGGACGCUCAAACCAUCCAUCGAAGAAUCUCCGAUCUUUGAGCUCAAACCACUACCCCAACAUCUGAAAUAUGCAUUCCUAGGAGAUUAA
Molecule: messenger RNA, 750 nt
Organism: Gastrolobium bilobum
Lineage: Eukaryota; Viridiplantae; Streptophyta; Magnoliopsida; Fabales; Fabaceae
Exons: 2
Coding region: 1-750 (249 amino acids)
Source: RefSeq, a predicted model, not a curated record